Molecule: messenger RNA, 1145 nt
Organism: Chlorocebus sabaeus (green monkey)
Lineage: Eukaryota; Metazoa; Chordata; Mammalia; Primates; Cercopithecidae
Gene: MANSC4
Product: MANSC domain containing 4
Biological process (GO): extracellular matrix organization; epidermis development; epithelium development
Cellular component (GO): plasma membrane
Molecular function (GO): serine-type endopeptidase inhibitor activity
Source: RefSeq, a predicted model, not a curated record
AUGCACGUGGCAGUGGUAGCAGUUAACGUGAUAUUGCUCCUAAGCAUGGGGUGGACGUCAGACUCUCUCUGCUCACCCACAGUUUUUUACAGAGAUUGCUGGAUCCGUCGCUUCCCAGGUCUUCUAAUCAAUCUGGAGGAGUCUCAGAAGCUGGGAGCCCAGUUCUUGAAGUAUUAUUCUGAAAGCACUGGCCAGAAGUGCAGUAGGAGCUGCUGUCUUCAGAAGGAUGUUUCCUGUAACCUGGCUGUCUUCUACCACGAUCCUAUUCAUGACAAUAUCAACUGCCUCCAUGUUCACUGCCCAACACUGGAGAGCUGCAUAUUAGAGCCUGGAACCAGUGCCAUUUUGUACAACAUAACAGAUGGUAUAGAUCCAGAUUUGCUGGUUUUUGAACAAUCUUCCACAUAUCUCAAUACUCGUUCUUCAUCCAAGAGAUGGGACAGACUAAGGAUUCUAAAAGCUAUGAAUUUAGAUAAACAAACCACCAUGAUAAAUGGUAUGCUGCCAUCCACAGAGGCUCCAUCCUCAACCACGCAUCAAGAUUUGGUUGUAAACACAAACAGUACCAGUUAUUCCAAGGAAUUAACCACAGAUUUUUGGGCAAGAUUUACUUCCCUGAAUGACUCCAUUACCACAAAGAUAAAUAUGGUGUCACCAAAUACUGAUUUCAUCAGCAAUCCAGAUAAUAAGACUAUUUCUCCUUUCUUUGUACCCAUAGACACAAAACUUUCUCAUAUGCCUAUUCCACCCCUACUCAACAGUAGUAAACAAUUACUGAAUAAAACCAAAGGAUACAACAGCAGAAACCACACAUCUGUGAAUGAAGAUGAGGUAUCUGUGACUUCAAAGGCUUGGCUGGUUUCUGUGGCCCUUUGCACCUCUGUCAUCUUCCUUGGCUAUUGUAUAGUCAUCCUGGCAUCUGGAUGCUGUGGAAAGCAGCAGGGCCACUAUAAACUGAGACAGAGAAAAUCAGGAUCCUAGCAAAUUAAAAAUCGUAACCAUGUGAAGGAGAACUCUUCAUAGUAAAAGCUGUAGCAAGAUUAUAUGCUUUAAAGGAUAUCAUUUUUAGUUUUGUGUAAGAAAGGGCAGUUUAGUGAAAAAAAAAAUUGGGCUGGGCGUGGUGGUUCAUACCUGUAAUCCCAACA